UAACCAUAAGUCUGAUAUUCUAUCAGAAAACAUUAAUAUUUUAUUUUCAUAUAGGCUGCAAUGGCAAUGGGAAGCCAUGUCCCUCAAAAAAGAAAGAGGACUAAGAGAGGGAAAGCAGUCACAAGCGCAGCGGCCACAAGUAACAGACCUUCUGAAGUUCAAGUGAUCACAGUGUCUGAGGAAGUCCCUCAGAUCGAAGAAGAGAUGACUGCAAGUCUUGAAACGUGUCUUCAACAGCUGAGGGACACUCUUGACUCAGUUGAGGUUAAUGUGGCAGCUGAAAAAACAGCAUGGGCACAGCGGCAGCUACACGCUGAUACAAGGGCAAAAGCAGCAAGGCCAGUGCUGCUCGAUGCUAAACUGUCCGCUGAAAGAGACUUCUACCAAAAAUGUCACAGGUGCGGUGCCGUAGAGGCAGUAAUUAGGUGCCUGGAUUGUGUGCCACUGGACAUGGAGUAUCUAUGUGGAGGAUGCGACAUGGAGGCUCACAAAAAGAAUAUGUUCCAUGGCAGGGAGGCACUUUUCCAUGGCUACCUGGAGCCUAUUCCCCCCACAAAGGCUGUGGUGAUGGGUGAAAACGGCCAGCCUCACUUUUGUGAGCAGAUAUGUCAGUUGCCAUUGCCCGCACAUAGGACACUAUGUGAGUGCACCUAUGAGAUUGAGGUCACCUCUGGCAAGCAUAUUUCUGUGGUCACCAUGAAUGGGCGAUAUGAUGUCUGUUUGCCCCGUAAAGUUUGUCCUACCUGCCUUGUGGAAUGGACCCCAGGGGUGAAAGAGCUCCUCAGUAUCGGCUCCUUCGAUGUCAAGGCAUGCCUUUCUAAAGCUACUGGAGCACCGUUCUGUUCAGGCUGGAAGGGUAAAUCGGCUUGA
Molecule: messenger RNA, 870 nt
Organism: Rhinichthys klamathensis goyatoka
Lineage: Eukaryota; Metazoa; Chordata; Actinopteri; Cypriniformes; Leuciscidae
Exons: 6
Coding region: 61-870 (269 amino acids)
Source: RefSeq, a predicted model, not a curated record